UCCGUAUGGAGCGGGUGUAAGCGGAGGAGUGGGCGGAAACCCCUCCGGAUGCGUUCGUUCCCAGGUGGAGCUGCAUGUGAUAUAUGUUGGGUAAAGGCGAAAAGCGGAAGUUUGAUGAGUAUGAAGAUGGGCUGGAAGGCAAAGGCGUGUCUCCCUCCGACGGUCCAUCUAAGGUGUCGUACACCUUACAGCGCCAGGCUGUCUUCAACAUUUCCCUUAUGAAACUCUACACCCACAGGCCCCUGACCGAGCCCAGCUUGCAGAAGACUGUUUUAAUCAACAACAUGUUGAGGCGAAUCCAGGAGGAGCUCAAGCAGGAAGGCAGCCUGCGGCCCAUGUUUGCCACCUCCUCCCAGCCCAGCGACUCCCUGAGUGACAGCUACCGAGAGACCCCGCCGGCCUUCAGCCACCCUGUGUCCCUGCCCGCCCUGCCCUGCGACCUGGGGGGCACCGCACCCCUGGAGGCCUGCCUCACCCCGGCCUCGCUGCUCGAGGACGACGAUGACACUUUUUGCACUGCCCAGGCCGCGCCUGGGGCGCCCCCCAAGCCCUGCCCCUCACUGCUCCCUCCAGAAAAGGACAGCUUCUCCUCUGCUCUGGACGAGAUCGAGGAGCUCUGUCCCACAUCUACCUCCACCGAGGCCGCAGCAGCCACCACCGACAGCUUGAAAGGGAACCCCAGCGCCUCGAAACUCGAGGGGCUCCCCGAGGGCCGGACAGAGGACCCGAAGCUCAUGGACUCUCUGCCCGGGAACUUUGAGAUAACCACCUCCACAGGGUUCCUGACAGACUUGACCCUGGAUGACAUCCUGUUUGCAGACAUCGAUACGUCCAUGUAUGAUUUUGACCCCUGCACGUCCACAUCGGGGACAGCCUCGAAAAUGGCCCCCGUGUCAGCCGACGACCUCCUCAAGACCCUCGCCCCUUACAGCAGCCAGCCUGUCGCCCCGAGUCAGCCUUUCAAAAUGGACCUAACCGAGCUGGACCACAUCAUGGAGGUGCUCGUGGGGUCCUAGG
Messenger RNA from Elephantulus edwardii (Cape elephant shrew), 1017 nucleotides. RefSeq names its product SERTA domain containing 2 (gene SERTAD2). The transcript is spliced from 2 exons. Bases 84 to 1016 code for a protein of 310 amino acids. Gene Ontology annotation, molecular function: transcription regulator activity. Lineage: Eukaryota; Metazoa; Chordata; Mammalia; Macroscelidea; Macroscelididae. Gene Ontology annotation, cellular component: nucleus. The record is from RefSeq and is a predicted model, not a curated record.